AUGGCUUCUCACACUCGCUCUAACAGCUUCCCCUCCAGGGCACACCCUAUCAUUGAAGAAGCAAAUGAACAAUUGUGCAGAUUAAGGUCGUCUGCAGCCACCACAACAUCUUCAUCAUCAAUCAGCCACAAACUAAGUGGUCUACAAGACUUGCAUGAAUGUGUUGAAAGGUUGCUUCAGUUGCCCCUCAAUCAGCAAGCAACAGCGCAAAAGAAACAUCAGAAAUGCACUAAUGAGCUAUUAGAUGGUUCUCUAAGGCUCUUGGAUGUUUGUAGCACUGCCAAGGAAGCACUGCUGCAAACCAAGGCAUGCUUACAGGAUCUUCAAUCUAUCAUAAGAAGACGAGGAUGCGAAUCUGGUGUACUUACGAGUGAGGUUAGGAAAUACUUGACCUCCACGAAGAUGGUGAAAAAGACGAUCCAAAAGGCUAUGGUCAAUACCAGAUCCACUUUCUCUUCCCUCAACAAGGAGACCGAAUGUAUUUCCAUCGUUAACACAUUGAGAAAUGUAGAAGCAAUUACUCUCUCAGUGUUUGAAUCACUGUUCUCUUUCAUCUCGGGGCCAAAGGCAUCAACAAGCUGGUCAUUGGUAUCAAAGAUGAUGCGGUCAAAAAGAGUAGCUUGUGAGGAAGAAGCAGAGAUAAAUGAAUUCGCAGAGGUGGAUGCUGCACUGAAGUCAGUCAAGAGUGCAGACAAUGUACAGAACCAGCUUAACAAUCUGGAGUCAUGCAUCCAAGAUCAAGAAGAAGGACUCGAGUGCCUAUUUAGGCAAUUGAUCAAAACUAGAGUCUCGCUUCUCAACAUCCUCAACCACUAG
This is a messenger RNA of Fragaria vesca subsp. vesca, 816 nucleotides long. RefSeq lists its product as uncharacterized. The transcript has a single exon. The record is from RefSeq and is a predicted model, not a curated record. Gene Ontology annotation, biological process: shoot system development; root development. NCBI's taxonomy places the organism in Eukaryota, Viridiplantae, Streptophyta, Magnoliopsida, Rosales, Rosaceae. Bases 1 to 816 code for a protein of 271 amino acids.